AGUGCGCAUGUGUGCAAGUGUGCUUUGGCUCUCCCGGUAAAGAUGGCGGAGCGUGGCUACAGUUUUUCGCUGACAACAUUCAGCCCAUCUGGUAAACUUGUCCAGAUCGAAUAUGCUUUGGCUGCUGUAGCUGGAGGAGCCCCUUCAGUGGGAAUUAAAGCUGCAAAUGGUGUGGUGUUAGCAACUGAAAAGAAACAGAAGUCCAUUCUGUAUGAUGAGCGAAGUGUACACAAAGUGGAACCAAUCACCAAGCAUAUAGGCUUGGUGUACAGUGGCAUGGGCCCAGAUUACAGAGUACUUGUACACAGAGCUCGGAAACUAGCUCAGCAAUACUAUCUUGUUUACCAAGAGCCCAUUCCCACAGCACAGCUGGUACAGAGAGUAGCUUCUGUGAUGCAAGAAUACACCCAGUCAGGUGGUGUACGUCCAUUUGGAGUUUCUUUACUUAUUUGUGGUUGGAAUGAGGGACGACCUUAUUUAUUUCAGUCAGAUCCAUCUGGAGCUUACUUUGCCUGGAAAGCCACAGCAAUGGGAAAGAACUAUGUGAAUGGGAAAACUUUCCUGGAGAAAAGAUACAAUGAAGAUCUGGAACUUGAAGAUGCCAUCCAUACAGCCAUCUUAACCCUAAAGGAAAGCUUUGAAGGGCAAAUGACAGAAGAUAACAUAGAAGUUGGAAUCUGCAAUGAAGCCGGAUUUAGGAGGCUUACUCCAACUGAAGUUAAGGAUUAUUUGGCUGCCAUAGCUUAAUAAUGAAGUGACUGAAUAAUUUGGGAUUUCAGAUAAUCUAUCUACUUAAACAUGUUUAAAGUAUGUUUUGUUUUGCAGACUUUUUGCAUACUUAUUUCUACAUGGUUUAAUGGACUGAUGUUUUUAAAUUGACACAAAUCAUAAUAAACUGUUAAAUCUAACAUCGGCUUUUUAGGAGUUAGUAAAAUUUUAACAUAGGUAUUUCCUGCUUUUCUCACAUUGGAAACUGCGUUGCAAAGCACAUGGUGAAAUUACUCUUUAGUCUUCUCACAAUUCUGGUUAAGACAAAUCUUGUUACCCUCUUGCUACCAGAUGUUGCCUGUGUUUCAGUAAAGGAAAAUGCUGAUUUUGGUAAACAUCACUGCUUUUAGAGCUAGGAGAAUCUGCAGAAUUUCAUGGAUUCAUGAGACAAAAUAUGAAGCAAAGUGUUUUUCAGACAUCUUAACAUGUGGAUUAGUGAAAUCCUAGGAUGCUCUGCAAGAUGGCACUAGAGAUAAAAGUGCUAAGCCACAUUGGUCUCCUACAGGUUGAAGUAUUAUAUAAGUAAAUAAAAAUUGGUUAGUUGAUUCCCUGUGACUUCUCCAUCACAGGAAGAUAAAAAUAUUUUAAAAGGAGCCCCUAGAUCGUAUUAGACCUUUUUAACUCAGUGAUGGAGUGCUGGAAAUAAAACACUAAUAUUUAACAGUGUUAAGCCUAUGAUUUAAGGCUGUUCCCACAUAAUCUGUAUAAUAUAAACUUCCCUAUAAAUAAGGUCUGGACAGAUAAGUAAUAGGGUAUCUGAAUUCUGCACUUUCGUUUUAUGUGGGUAUAGUUCUCAGUUUUCUUAGUUUUUUUUUUUUUUAAGACAUCUUAGAAUAACAAAAGUCAUGUCAUUAGUGUUACUUGCGGAAUAUAGGGAGAAUUUAUGAACGUCAUUUUUACCAACAUGCGGGGAUAGUAAGCAAUUCCAUGAUUUAAGUGUAGCUCAAAAAGAUUUAAAGAUUUUACUAAAUUUAGGGGAAAAGAGCCUUAUCUUGGAGCAGUUUUGUGACGUUUCCCAGUUCAGCUCCCUACCAUCACUGGAACACCUAUGUCUUGAUAUGGGAGGCAAAACAUUAUUAUGAGAGAUGGCAACUUGAGCCCUCAUUUCAAGAUGUUUGUCUUGAAAGCCUCAUCUUAUACUGUCUCCUUAUGGCCUCUUUGCAUGUUGUACCUCUAGCACACUACAAAGGAACAUAGUAAAAAGGAAUAGUCUUUGGAGUCAGGUAAGUCUGGGUUCUAAUCUCAACUCUCCCACUUGCUGACUGAGUGAGCAAGGUUGUUCUAAGGACUAAAUUAGAUCAUACAAGUGAGAAACGUGGCGUGGUUAAUAGUUAAGAAGUCUUAAAUUUUAGCUGCCUUUGGAUUUGCUUAAACUAAACCCAAACCUGUUGCCAUUGAGUCGAUUCCAACUCAUAACAACCCUACAGGACAGAGUAGAAUUGCCCCCUAGGGUUUCCAAGGAGUGGCUGAUGGAUUUGAACUGCCAACCUGUCCAAUAUUAAAAACUGGAGGAAUAUAAAAAAUAUACAAAUCCUACAGAUCAAUGAUGGGAAAAGUAAAUACAAAUAUAUUUUAAGAUAAAAAGGAAAACACAAAUAAUUCUCACUGGGUGCUAAAAGAAUUAAUCCUACAGAAUAAAGGGAAGAAAAAUCAGCUGAAGCAGAUUUGAGUCCAGAUUCUAUUU
Trichechus manatus latirostris (Florida manatee) is the source of this 2452-nucleotide messenger RNA. RefSeq names its product proteasome 20S subunit alpha 2 (gene PSMA2). Bases 43 to 747 code for a protein of 234 amino acids. Gene Ontology annotation, biological process: ubiquitin-dependent protein catabolic process; proteasomal protein catabolic process. The record is from RefSeq and is a predicted model, not a curated record. The transcript is spliced from 8 exons. Gene Ontology annotation, cellular component: proteasome core complex; proteasome core complex, alpha-subunit complex. NCBI's taxonomy places the organism in Eukaryota, Metazoa, Chordata, Mammalia, Sirenia, Trichechidae.